GCGAGAUUGAGAGGCGGUGGAGAUUUCCGGCACUUGAAUUUGAUUGUCAAGAGAAUCACAUAAACAAAUGUCAUCGUCGUGGGAGAAUUGGGCAACUUCUUGCCUGACAACAGGAGCAGCCAAGCAGCAAGCAUCUCAUCACGCAGGGGUGUUCGGAUUAGAUGGUUCCGUAUGGGGAGCGACAGACGAAGUCGCCAGAGAGAUUCCAAAAGAUUUUUUUAUGACUGUGUCCACCAUCAUGUCUGGAGGUCCUGGAGCGGGCAAGCUGAAGAUCAAAGACAAGUCGUACAUCACAAUUCGUUCUGAUGCCAACCUCCUUAUAGCCAAGAGUGGAGCUGGGGGGAUGACUGUCAGCAAGAGCAAACAGACGUAUGUUAUUGGACUCUAUGACGAUGAAUCUGUCCAACCUUCAAACAACUGUCUAGCUGUGACAAGUAUCUGUGACGCACUCAAAGAUUGUGGUUACUAAGCCAAUGGCUGAUGCUUGACAAGACCCUACCUGAGAAGCUGCCUGGCCCUAUGCGAAUGGAUGUGGGUUUGUGUGUUGGCAUGGCCAGCCAGCCUGUCUGGCUGAUCUUAAUGCAGCUACUAUGCAUUGUAGUCAACUAUUUAACAUGGUUGGACUGAGGAAAGGUGUUGAGGUACAUCCGAUCCAACACAGAUAUUCAAUUGCAUGACAUAUUUUAUGUACAUUUUUUAAAUUUGAAAUUUAAAAGAUUUUCAAUGCUUGUCAGUAUUUGUUAAGGCAAUUCUUCCAACUGUUUAUGAAAUUGACAUGCUUGUUAUUAGUUACUUUAUGUCUUUAUUCCUCGGUUAAAAAGCCACUGAUUUGUAGUGGCCCGAUUCUUGAUUCUUAGGUUUCAGUCAUUCACGGCAGUGUUGACGCUGAAGUCUGUAAUUUGUAUUAUACAUUUUGGGGUACUCAGCUUGGCUGGUUCACUUGAUCCAUUAUAUUUAUGGAGCAAAUGUGAAUAUUCCAAGCUCAGUCCCAGCACAUGACACCUAUGUUAGCCUCCCAAUAUCAACAAUGCUCUGUGAGGAGCUUGUUAAUUUUCCAUUCAAGGGAGACAAUUCUUGUAGGUAUUAAUGGGAUGGGUACUACCAAGGGGAGGUGUGGCAACUUACAGCCUACUGUAGUAUUUGCUCAUGUAGGUGUAGAGGUAAUAUGUUUUAGCAUGCUUGCAUUGAGGUAGUUUGACACACUGUGAUACAUCAUGUAUAUUCUAUCAAUACGGACGAAAGGUUAGGGACCGUUCAUAAUUUAUGGCAGGGGCGGUGAUGAUGAUUUGUAUGGAGAAGCAUGAUGAUGAUUUUAUGGAGAAGCAUGUACAAUGUGAAUGAAACACAAAACACACACCAAAAAACUCAGUUCCAUAUUUCUAAAGCAUAAUUUUUAUGUACAAAAUUGCUUCUCUUCCCUCCACCCCCCGAAUCAUAUG
Molecule: messenger RNA, 1439 nt
Organism: Haliotis rubra (blacklip abalone)
Lineage: Eukaryota; Metazoa; Mollusca; Gastropoda; Lepetellida; Haliotidae
Product: profilin-A-like
Exons: 4
Coding region: 68-469 (133 amino acids)
Cellular component (GO): cell cortex
Molecular function (GO): actin monomer binding
Source: RefSeq, a predicted model, not a curated record